UACUUUGUCGGGCACGGAUAAGUUUUUAGAUUGAAACUGCCGAUUGAGAUUUAUUUCUACAACGCAGAAGUGUUUGAACAGGAUUCGAUUGACUGAUGGAUUCCAGGACACCAGAGAGCUGUCUGCAAUGGAUACGAGAUGAGAAGAAAAUCCUUGACAGUUUUGACUAUGGGAGCUGUUUGCAGGGAUCCCGUAAUGCUUUGCAGGGUCAGGGACGCCGGGAUAGAAUGAUAAACAGCUACAAGGCGGAAGUGGAGUCAGUCAUUGAAAAUAACCAGAAUGACGCGAGCCAUGAUGCUGAUGCUAUCCAAGAUAAAUAUUCGGAAUUGUUGAGCUUAUCUGCUAAGACCCUUUCUUGUUCCGAGUCAGUGUUGGAAAUUACUAAGUUUGAAGAAGUUAUAAACGACUUAUCACACAGUUUGGACAGUAGGGCAAAUGAAUUAGCAAGGGCAUCAGUUAGUAUAAGUGAAUCCUCCGAUGAAUCGAUUCCAAACAAUGACACAAUGUUGCGAUCUUCACAGAGAUGUAUAUUUGCGAUAAAGAACAACUGGAAUUGGGUUUCAAAGAUGAUGAAAUGUAUGCAGACUCAUUUAGAUAACGCAGCUGCCUAUCACCAGUUUUUCAACGAAGCUAGUGAGUGUGAACUAUGGAUGGAGAAGAGUCUUUCAAGACUCUCUAGAACAUUCCAGCUGAUGCAAAUACAGGGCGACAGAGAGAGUGUGAAUAACAUGCUGAAAGAAAUAAAGGAGACUCUGACGGCCUACCUCCACUGGCAAGGAAAGGUGGACAGUCUUUUCCACAGAUGUGGUGACAUUGUUCCAGUAGACCUACGAGUGGAGCCUUUAUCCAACCCAAAGCCAGCAACGGCUCUAUGUUCGUACAAAACAGAAAAUUUCAGCAUUAUGGAAGGUGAAGAUAUUAUUCUCCUGGAAAAUGAAGACCCCAAGCUCUGGAAGGUCAGGAACUCUGAUGGGGAAAUAGGCGAAGUCCCUCCUGUAAUCUGCCUAUUAUCUACUGCUGAUCCCAAAGCCGUAGACCUGGCUGUCAGAUUAAGGCUACAACUACUGGCACUGUGGACAGGGAGCGUUAAGAGGCUGGGUAGACAAGUCAUCUGGUUUAUGUGUUUGGUGCUCAGGGACUGGGUCGAAGAAGAGAUCAAGCUACUGAAAUGCUUGCCAAAGAGCCAGAAAAAAGGAAAUAUUGAGAGUUCUUUCCUACAUUGA
Owenia fusiformis is the source of this 1223-nucleotide messenger RNA. NCBI's taxonomy places the organism in Eukaryota, Metazoa, Annelida, Polychaeta, Sabellida, Oweniidae. The record is from the annotation of a GenBank genome assembly.